AUGACCUUCCAGCGCUGCAAGGCUCGGGAGGGUCACCAGCACUACAGACACCUCACGCAUACCAGAAGCACCCAAGAAUCACCCCGGGCACUAGAGCAGCCCUCCAAUUACCCCUGCCACUUCCCCAGUCUCUCUUCACUCUGUCACAGCCACACCAGACACCACGGAGGCACCCAGCAGCUCAGUCACUCUCCCAGCACCCCUGCUCCGCCACCCUUCCAGAUGCACCCCGCACUCUCCAGCACUCCUGCAAGACUCCCUCAGGCCCUGGCAGUCACCGUGGCACUCCCCAAGGGCACUCAACGUCUUUACCGCCGCAACCUUCCCCCUGACGGUGCCCCAGAAGGCGAGACACACCCCAGCACAACCCGGGACACCACAGCACACCCCAGCACACCCCAGCACACCCCGGGACACCACAGCACACCCCACCAUACCCCUGCACACCCCGGGACACCACAGCACACCCCACCAUACCCCUGCACACCCCGGGACACCACAGCACACCCCACCAUACCCCUGCACACCCCGGGACACCACAGCACACCCCACCAUACCCCUGCACACCUCAGGACACCACAGCACAGCCCACGAUACCCACGCACACCUCAGGACACCACAGCACACCCCACCAUACCCCUGCACACCUCAGGACACCACAGCACACCCCAGGACACCCAAGAACAUCCCAACACACCCCAGAACACCUCAGGACACCCCAGCAUACCCCAGCACACCCCACAAUGCCUCAGAACACCCCAUCACAUUCCACAAUACCCCAGCACACCCCAGCACACCCCAGAACACCCCAGCACAUCCCAGCACAUCCCAGAACACCCCAGCACACCCCAGCACAUCCCAGCACACCCCAGCACACCCCAGGACACCCUAGCACACCCCAGGACACCCCAGCACACCCCAGGACACCCCAGAAUAACCCAGGACACCCCAGCACACCCCAGGACACCCCAGAAUAACCCAGGACACCCCAGGACACCCCAGCACACCCCAGGACACCCCAGAAUAACCCAGGACACCCCAGGACACCCCAGCACACCCCAGGACACCCCAGGACACCCCAGACACCCCAGAAUAACCCAGGACACCCCAGGACACCCCAGGACACCCCAGCACACCCCAGGACACCCCAGCACACCCCAGAAUAACCCAGGACACCCCAGGACACCCCAGCACACCCCAGGACACCCCAGAAUAACCCAGGACACCCCAGCACACCCCAGGACACCCCAGAAUAACCCAGGACACCCCAGGACACCCCAGGACACCCCAGGACACCCCAGCACACCCCAGAAUAACCCAGGACACCCCAGGACACCCCAGCACACCCCAGGACACCCCAGAAUAACCCAGGACACCCCAGGACACCCCAGCACACCCCAGGACACCCCAGACGUCAGGGAAGAGGAGGAGGAGGAGGAGGAGGAGGAGGAGGAGGAGGAGGAGGAGGAGGAGGAGGAGGAGGAGGAGGAGGAGAUGAUGCCACAUUCUAUUUGA
This is a messenger RNA of Scylla paramamosain (green mud crab), 1515 nucleotides long. RefSeq names its product DNA-directed RNA polymerase II subunit RPB1-like. The coding region runs from base 1 to 1515 and encodes 504 amino acids. NCBI's taxonomy places the organism in Eukaryota, Metazoa, Arthropoda, Malacostraca, Decapoda, Portunidae. The record is from RefSeq and is a predicted model, not a curated record. The transcript is spliced from 7 exons.